This is a messenger RNA of Orbilia oligospora ATCC 24927, 1329 nucleotides long. RefSeq lists its product as uncharacterized. Lineage: Eukaryota; Fungi; Ascomycota; Orbiliomycetes; Orbiliales; Orbiliaceae. The record is from RefSeq and is a predicted model, not a curated record. The coding region runs from base 1 to 1329 and encodes 442 amino acids. The transcript is spliced from 6 exons.
AUGCAACCCGGAACCCUCGACCUAUUACAGUUUGGCAUUGACCCAGAUACUACAUCCACCAUUGUAGAUACUUCUUCCAUUGAUACACACGGUUUUGGGGAAGGCUAUAUCCUUCGAAAACACAACUCCUACGAUGAAACGGACCGAGGGACAGAGGAAUGUCGAAACGAUUGGAAAACCUACGUUGGCCCGGUCCGAGUGUGGGGUAAUCGCAGCGACACUGUUGGAAACCUCAUGAGUUUGGGAAUGCCAAUGGCUAUACCUGAGAGUACUGACAGCCGGGUAACCCAAUCAAUCGCUGGCGCGAAACAACUCCAAUCCAAAAUUCUCUUGGAACUACUAGAAACGGAUCUCGAUUGUGGGAAACAACUUGUUGAACAAUGGCAGGAAAUGGUAUCAACCACAAUUACUCACUCGAAAAAUUUUAACAAUCUUGACGAAUAUUUGGAGUUCCGUAUCCUGGAUACUGGUUGCGGGUUUUCUGGUGGUGUAAUUCUAUUCGGCAUGGGCAUCAGACUGACCGAUGAAGAGCAUAAGAUUGCUCGCGAAGUUGUCAUAGCAGUUUGGAGGGCUCUCGCUCUUCUAAACGACUACUUUUCGUUCAAUAAGGAGUAUCGUGAGUUUUUGGAAUCCGAUGACACCACUCUUGUAAAUGCAGUCUGGUUAUACACACAGUGGGAGAACCUAGACAUCGAAACAGCCAAGGAGGUUGUUCGGAAAAAGGCACUAGAAUUCGAGCAGAAAUUCUUAAAGGACCGACAGGAAUUCCUUAAAACUCAUGCUCACCGGAAUACAAGGCUAGCAAAAUAUAUUGAAGGAUGGUAUUACGCAAUGUCGGCCAACUUAUGGUGGAACCUGGACUGUCCUCGUUAUCACUCAGCACCACCGAACCCUGAACCCACAGAUCCUUCGGUCAAAGAGAUAGAAGAAAAGCUCGGAAAUACUUCAAUAGGACAAAAUGUCGCAGAUCAGGAUUUAGCCACAAGCUCCACAUCUGACAAAGCGGCUAGUCACCAGAAGAAUGAAUUGGAAACACCCGCAGCUGCUGCAUCACCGUCUUUAUCCAAAGCAACAAAUGAAACAGCAGAAGCUUCCAACGAAGUGCUAGAUACUAAGCUUCUCCUUGAACCGUAUGAAUACUUGAUUUCAAUGCCCUCAAAAGGCGUUAGAGAAGCAUUUGUGGAUGCCUUGAAUCUCUGGUUUUCUAUUCCUGAACCCCAUCUUACAAAGAUCAAAGACAUCGGGAAGAAACUGCACACAGCAUCUAUUCUAGGAAUCACGGAACGCUCUGAUUGGGUAAAGUUACGAGAUGCAUUGGAGAGAUACUAG